UCAUUAUUAUCCCGAAAAUUAAAACAUUUUUUUGGUCUAAUUUUUAAGUUUUGAAAAAAAAAAAAUAAAAAAAAAAAAGGGAGUAUGAGCGUAGCUGAAGCAAAUCACACGGAGAAGGAAGAGUCGCUGAGACUAGCGAUCGCUGUUUCCCUACUCCGAUCGAAGAUCCAGAAUCGUCAAUCAUCUUCUACUUCCCGUUGUGAUGCUACCUCUGAAACUGAUGCUCUUCGCUGGAAACAGAAGGCUAAGGAGAGGAAGAAAGAGAUUAUCAAACUUCAUGAAGAUCUCAAGGAUGCUGAAAGUGCUUUUCAUCGUGAUUUAUUCCCAGCGAAUGCUUCUUGCAAGUGUUAUUUCUUUGAGAACUUGGGAGUAUUCAGCGGUAUGAGGAUUGGAGAAGCCUCUGAAGCCAGAUUUAACGAUGUUCUUCGUCGUAGAUUUCUCAGAUUAGCGAGGAUAAGGAGCAGAAAGAAAUCAACUCAAUCAUCUAAAAGAUUGCGGUCUUCAGAACCGGAAUAUGAAGAGGAAGCAGAACAUCUAAGGAUAUCUAUAGAUUUUCUUCUCGGACUAUCUGAAGCAGACUCCAAUGCGACUAAUUUCAGCAAUUGGUCACAUCAGGCUGUAGAUUUCAUAUUAGCUUCACUGAAGAAGCUGAUAUCGAUGGGAAGGAACUUAGAAUCUAUUGAAGAAUUAAUCAGUUCCAUGAUUACACAGUUGAUUGCAAGAAUGUGCACUCCCUUUAAAGCAAAUGAGGUGAAACAACUAGAAACAAGUGUUGGGUUUUAUGUCCAGCAUUUGAUCCGUAAACUGGGAAGUGAACAAUACAUUGGACAGCGUGCAAUAUUUGCUAUUUCUCAGAGAAUAUCCAUUUUAGCAGAAAAUUUGCUGUUUAUGGACCCAUUUGAUGAAUCAUUCUCAGAGAUGGAUGAGUGCCUGUUUAUACUGAUACAGCUAAUUGAGUUCCUGAUAUGUGAUCAUUUGUUGCUUUGGGCGGAGAAUGAAGCAUUUGAAACUGUUAUGUUUGAGGAGUGGAUAGGAUCAGUAGUCCAUGCGAAGAAAGCAGUAGCUGCUUUGGAGGAAAGAAACGGAUUGUAUCUUCUCUACAUGGACAGAGUCACAGGGGAAUUAGCUAAACGAGUUGGUCAGAUCACAUCUUUCCGGGAGGUGGAGCCAGCCAUUUUGGACAAACUCUUAGCCUACCCAGAAUGACACCUUUCUAGGUCACGGCGAUGAGGAAGCUGGUUUGACGAGGAAGCUUGGAGUAUUCAUAAAGAAAAGGGCAAGAUUCGGGAGACCUACCACCACCACCAGAUCUGCUUCUGCCACAAGUUCGUCAGGCUCCUUCCAUAAGAUUGCUUGCCUUGCCACCUCUUUCCUGCUUGUUUUCCUUUUCUAGGUUUCUUCUACUGUCAAAAGUGGUUUUUUUUUUUUUUUUUACUUUCUCAACAAGAAUCGCUGUUGUAGACUGUAGACAGUACCACGCCUUUGCAAGUUGCAACUUCAACAAGAACUCUUGAGUAAAAUAAAAAAACUCACAUAAAUUGAGUUAUACA
Molecule: messenger RNA, 1550 nt
Organism: Camelina sativa (false flax)
Lineage: Eukaryota; Viridiplantae; Streptophyta; Magnoliopsida; Brassicales; Brassicaceae
Product: protein MULTIPOLAR SPINDLE 1
Biological process (GO): meiotic DNA double-strand break formation; meiotic spindle organization; male meiotic nuclear division
Source: RefSeq, a predicted model, not a curated record